AUGGGCAAGUUACUGGCGCCAACUUGCGCGCCAGCUUUAAAUUCCCCGCCGGGCGCCUGGGCGCGCUCGCGUCCUUGCGCCUCGCCUUCUACACGGGCCGCCGGUAAUUAUAUUUGCAGCUCCGUGCCACUUCUGGACGGACCGGGCUUUCCAAUUAACGGUGAAAAAUGUCAGUUGGCUCAGGUGAAGAUCUGGUUCCAGAACCGGCGCACCAAGUGGAAGAAGCAGGACAAUAUCAGCAACGCGGAGGCCGCCGAGCACAAGAACCAGGCGACGGGCAAGCCAGAGGCCGGCGCCGCCAAGCCCAAGGAGGGCGCGCCCGCCAAGCCGGCGCAGCCGGGGGCCAAGGCGGCGCCGUUGGCUGCGCUGCCCGGCGCCAAGCUGGGGGCGGGGGGCGGCGCCGCGCCAGCUCCCGCGCCGUCCACCGGAGGCGGGGGGCCCGCGGCAGCUCCAGCGUCGCUACCGUCUCCCAGCAGCGGGGAGGACCACUCCAACGCGUCCGUCUUCACGGCCGGCGACGGCUCCGCCUCCGAGUCGUGCUUCGGCGACCCCACGCAGCCGCCGCCCCCGCCGCCACCGCACCACGUGCUGACGGUGAGCGUGCAGGACAGCAGCCGGUCGCCCACCGUGUCGCCGCCCAAGACGCCGGCGCUGGCGCCGACGCCGCCUUCCGUCGCCGCCCCCGUGCCCAUGGUGGUGGAUCCCCUGCCGGCGCCGACGCCCCCGACGCCGACGCCCGCCCCUGCCGCCGUCUCGACGCCGCCCCUCGCCGUGCAGAUGCAGAUGUCCGCUCCGCUGGCGCAGCCCGAGCUGAUGGAGGCGCCGCGGCCCGUGUCGCCCUCCAGCUAA
Schistocerca nitens (vagrant locust) is the source of this 849-nucleotide messenger RNA. Its product is annotated as skin secretory protein xP2-like. Gene Ontology annotation, molecular function: DNA binding. The record is from RefSeq and is a predicted model, not a curated record. The transcript has 2 exons. Bases 1 to 849 code for a protein of 282 amino acids. Lineage: Eukaryota; Metazoa; Arthropoda; Insecta; Orthoptera; Acrididae.